AAGCCGGAUGGUUUAGUGCGCAUGCGUGGAUGUAGAAUUCUUGACGGCGCCAUUGUUAGUUCAUACCACGGCUUUGGCUUUUACGGGGAAAAUGUCGCGCUACUCUCGGCCUCCAAACACUUCCCUCUAUGUACGAAAUGUUCCCGAAGGAACGAGACCCGAAGACUUGCGAAGUUUAUUUGGCAAAUAUGGACCUGUAACUGAUGUGUAUGUUCCAGUGGAUUAUUACACAAGAAGAUCAAGAGGUUUUGCCUACAUUCAAUUUGAAGACCCUAGAGAUGCUGAUGAUGCAUUGUACCACCUUGAUGCCAGUAACUUUUAUGGGAAGAACCUACAGAUAGAAUUUGCAAGAGGAGACAGAAAAACACCAUCACAAAUGAGAAACAAAGAAAAAAUGAGACGCAGUUCAUUAUCACCAUAUCGUAGUCGUUACUAUGAUGAUUAUUAUGACAGACGAGGCAGCAGACGAGGUUACAGAUCAAGAAGUAGGAGUCCAAGAUCUCGUUCAAGGAGCCCUAAUGGUGGCAGCACUAGGAAAAGUCGACGUAGUCGAAGCAGAUCUCCACGCAGACAUAGGUCUUACAGUCGUUCUCGCAGCAGAUCAAGGUCUUAUGAUCGCAGAAGAAGCAGCCCAUCUCCACGUAGGUCUGUAUCUGGCGACCAGAAGGACCACACACUCAGGUCUCGGUCAUACAGCAGGUCUUCGUCCCAGUCAGGGGGUAAAGAUGGCUCUGGACAGGAUGACCAGAAGGCAGAUAGCCCUCAAGACUAGUGUAUUAUAUAUAUUUUUUCAUAGGUUCAUGUAUUUUUAAUUUCUUCUAGACUGUCUGUCUCAUGCUGUAAAUUACACAAUCCCCCUCCAUGUUUCAUUGAAAUAAAACUUUUAUUAAAAUUAAAA
Messenger RNA from Octopus sinensis (East Asian common octopus), 898 nucleotides. RefSeq names its product serine/arginine-rich splicing factor 12. Gene Ontology annotation, molecular function: RNA binding. The transcript has 8 exons. The record is from RefSeq and is a predicted model, not a curated record. NCBI's taxonomy places the organism in Eukaryota, Metazoa, Mollusca, Cephalopoda, Octopoda, Octopodidae. Bases 92 to 772 code for a protein of 226 amino acids. Gene Ontology annotation, biological process: mRNA splicing, via spliceosome. Gene Ontology annotation, cellular component: cytoplasm; nuclear speck.